Molecule: messenger RNA, 210 nt
Organism: Prunus armeniaca (apricot)
Lineage: Eukaryota; Viridiplantae; Streptophyta; Magnoliopsida; Rosales; Rosaceae
Source: the annotation of a GenBank genome assembly
AUGAAGGCUUUUGUGUAUAAGUUUUCUGCUAUCCAUAUCCCAACCAAGGUUGCUGAAGUAUUAAGAGAUCCUAAGUGGGUUCAAGCUAUAAAGGAAGAGAUGAAAGCUCUUGAGGAAACUCAGACUUGGACAUUGGAAACUUUACCACAAAGAAAAAAGAUCGUUGAAGGUAGAUGGGUGUUUACUAUAGAGAAACCUUUGCUCCAGUAG